This is a messenger RNA of Effrenium voratum, 744 nucleotides long. The record is from the annotation of a GenBank genome assembly. NCBI's taxonomy places the organism in Eukaryota, Dinophyceae, Suessiales, Symbiodiniaceae.
AGCCAUUUUAGCCAGCUAAAGCCCUAUUCGCGGUUGGAAUACCAGGUCGCCAUGCGCUCGUUCAUCGCCAGUCUGCUCUUUUGCGUCACCCUCUGUGCGGCUGAAGAAGCCGAAGUUACGCACAAGGUGUACUUCGACGUGAAGAUCGGCGAUGAGGAGGCCAAGCGCAUCACCAUCGGGCUCUUCGGCAAUGAUGUCCCCAAGACCGUCAUGAACUUCGUCCAUCUUUGCACCGGCGACAAGGGCAAGGCAUCCACCGGAGUGCCGCUGCAUUACAAGGGAAGCAAGUUCCACCGCAUCAUCCCCAACUUCAUGAUCCAGGGCGGCGACUUCACCCGUGGCGAUGGCACGGGAGGUGAGAGCAUCUACGGCUCCAAGUUCAACGACGAGAACUUCAAGCUGAAGCACACCGGGCCCGGUAUCCUGAGCAUGGCCAACGCUGGCCCCAACACCAACGGCUCCCAGUUCUUCAUCACAACGGUGAAGACAUCCUGGCUGGACGGUCGGCACGUCGUCUUCGGCAAGAUUGUUGAUGGCAUGGACACCGUCCAGCAGGUCGAGGCAGUUGGAUCGCAGAGCGGCACACCCUCUAAGAAGGUGGAGAUUGUUGACAGCGGGUUGCUGGAGGGCAAGCUGGAAGCCUGAGGCAAAGAGUAGACCCGCGAUCUGCGGGAGUUUUGGGCGCAGCAAGCAGAGCAAGAAGGCACCUUUGGGUGUUUUUGCUUGUACCAGGCAUACAUAGGA